Molecule: messenger RNA, 1473 nt
Organism: Ilyonectria robusta
Lineage: Eukaryota; Fungi; Ascomycota; Sordariomycetes; Hypocreales; Nectriaceae
Product: pyridoxal phosphate-dependent transferase
Exons: 5
Coding region: 99-1415 (438 amino acids)
Cellular component (GO): cytoplasm
Molecular function (GO): identical protein binding; pyridoxal phosphate binding; L-ornithine transaminase activity
Source: RefSeq, a predicted model, not a curated record
CACACUCACACUCUUCUCAUUCCUCUGCAAUCGCACUCUCAUCUCUCUAUUCCUCGCCACUCGCCUCAAACACCCCAACAACACCACACAUCAUUACAAUGGCGUCCAAAACCGGAGAGCAACUGUCUGAAAAGACGCUCGAACUCCUCAAGAUGGAGGAGGACUACGCUGUCGGCGCUUUCGGCUCUCUCCCCGGCUUUAUGGUAUCCGGCAAGGGCUCGACUCUUGUGGAUGUCGACGGCAGGGAGUUGAUUGACUUUAUUUGCAUGUUUAGCGCAACCAACCUGGGCCACUGCCACCCCAAGCUUGUCAAGGCCGUCACCGAGUCUGUGCAAACUAUCACCCUUGCCAACAUGUCUACUCACUCGGUCCAGUGGCCCUUGGUUGCCAAAGAGCUCUGCACCCGACUUGGCUUUGACAAGAUCACCCCCAUGUGCACUGGAGCUGAGGCAGCCGAUACUGCUUGCAAGAUUGCCCGCAAAUGGGGCAUCACCCACAAGGGCAUCUCUCCCGAAGAUGUUCUGGUUCUUGGAACUUCAGAGAACUACCACGGUCUUACUGCCGGUGUCUGGCCCAUCAUGGAGCCCCUCGACCAGCAUGAGUAUGGUGUGUUUAGCAAGAACAUCACCAACGUCCACCCCGGUACCGGAAAGGUCCUUCGAUACCUGCAUUCUGAGGACUUUGAGGCCGUUCUGAGUGAAUACCAUGGCCGUGUGGCCGCUGUUAUUAUGGAGUGCUUCCACGGUCUCACAGAGACCUUCGAGGAGGAGCUCAAGUUUGCCACUGAAGUUCGACAGAUCUGCAAGAAAUACAACGUCCUCUUCAUUUCCGACGAGGUCCGCCAGGGUGCUGGCAAGACUGGCAAGUUCCUCAGCUCCGAGUGGAUGGGCCCUGAGAACAAGCCCGACAUGGUUACCAUGGGCAAGUCCAUCAGCGGAGGAGCGUACCCGGCUUCUUUCGUUCUCGGAAGCAACGAGGUCAUGACCCUCGUCAAGCCCUACCAAUCAGCUAGCACCUUCGCCAUGGCUCCUCAGGCCAAUGCUGCGGUUCUGGCCACUCUGGAGAUCAUGGAUGAGGAGAAGUUGAUCGAGCGUGCUCUGACUAUCCAGACUAAGUGGAAGGAAGAGACAUCGACCUGGAAGAUCCCCUUUGUCCACUUCUACACAUCCCGAGGUGGAGACAUGAACAUCAUCCUCGACGAGUCUUUUAAGGGUGUUACUGCUCGCCGAAUCGCCAGACUUGCUUACCAGAAGGGUGCUUUGAUGUACUCUCAACCCGGCCGUGUUCGCCUUGGAGUUGCUCUGACCAUUACCGACGAGGAGCUGGAGAAGGGUAUGGCCAUCCUCAAGGAGACAUUGGAGGAGGUGCAGGAGUUUGGUGGUAUCCCCGGUUCCAACCACAAGGCGGAAAUGUAAUACAACUAAGAUAGUCUACCUGUACAAUAAGUUUGAGCCGAAUAUAUUUCUUCUUCUA